CAGAAUCAAGAAUCUGUUCAGAGCAGUAGUUUGUUCAGAACCAAGAAUCGGUUCAAAAUGUGAUGCAGAAGUCAUUCACUGAUUUUGGGUCUGAACCAAAGGAUGAAAUUGGGCCAGAAAGAAAAUGUGAUCAUCAUCAUCACUUUACGAAAGGUUCUUUUGAACACUGAUGAAUCAACUAAAACUCUGCAACGGAAACGCUAAUGUUUGCAUCCCACAGUCACAACAACUGGAUGUUACUGCUGGACGAAACAACAAAGAAGAAAACAGGAAGUAGGAAGUCGGUGUGGGAUGUUUAUUAACUUAUCCAGGACUAAUUUUAAUUGCAUUUCUCAUUCGAUGAAAAUACCGCAAUUACAAAAUGGCAGUUUUUUUCUCGACAUCAGCGACAUGUGGUCACGUAUUUUGUAAACAGUUGUCACAGAAACGCAGCGAUUGACACCAGCGUGGCGGUGAUGGAUUGGUGUGAAGACGGAUGAGAAACGGUGGAGCGGAGGUGCUGAGAAGGAGAAAGAGUACAGGAGGAUUAGGGUGGGUGACUGCGGCGUAGCAUGAUGUCACAGGAAUGCAUGGAGCCUCGCCUUUAACAAGCCGAGAGCGUGUGGAGAGCCGGCCACAUCACGGCCUAAUUAACUCUUUACUCCUCUGCGUCUGAUGUUCCACUAAUCUGUACCAGCCUGGAAAACGUCGGUUUCUUUAAAACUGAACCGGUGCGAAGUGGAACAAAUGAAUCUCACUAAAACAUGGACGGUUGGCAUCUGUUUGGUGGAGUCAGACGGAAAGGAAAGAUGAUGAUGAUGAUGGCAGAGACAGCAGGAACAGAUGCAGAGAGAAGGAUAAUGACUGACAUGGUGUGUGGGAAAGCUCGGCCCCAGCAGCAGCUGGAGAGACGAUGACUAACAUCAACAGUGAGUUUCCAGCCGGUGAAGAUGUAGUCAGCGCGGUUUCCAUGGAGAUGCCUCCAAACGCGGCGCGCUCUGCCUGGUUGCCAUGGUCGCUGUGGUUGAUGUUGGCGUUGACCUUUGACUGCCAGCCGAUGCUCUCCGCCCCUGAAGCGGCGAACGUCACGCUGCUGUUCGACAGCGGCGCCGGCCUGCGGACCUGCAGCUGCCCGGCUCCGGUCCCGGACUGCGACGCGGCCCAGGCCGACUCCCGGUGCCGCUGCGGCACCGUGCCGCGGUCGGGCCUGCACCGCGCCAGCCUCGGGCGGAGCGUGGCGGUGUGGGUGAGGGAGCUGUGGGUGCUGGAGGAGCUGCUCAACAGCAGCACCGUCGCUCAUCUGCGGCUGUCGUUCUGCGGCGUGGAGCCGCUGCAGAGCCGGCAGCUGGUUCUGCUCGGGCUGCGGACCCUCAGCGUUCACAGCGCCGCCCCAGGAGCGCCGUACCCCGACCAGGAAGUCAGGGUUUCGCCAUCGGUCGGGGCGGCGCCGGAGCCGGACUCCUCCGCUUCCCACCACAUGAGCUUCGUCGACAUCGGCGUGCUGAACGGACUGUCGGCUCUGAAGGCGUACAGCGUCAUCGGACCCCCGCUUCACACCUUCUCCCAGUUCUUCCCACACCUGGUUUUCCCACUGGAGUCCAAGGAAAACUCCUCAGAACCGUCACAGCAGACGCUCGUCACGUUCGUGUACUGAAGGAGCAGAAUAUUACAGAGAAAAUAUUUCAUAUGUGGAUACAAGUACAAACAUUAGCGUUAGCAUAGCUAAUCAUCUUUUUAGCGAAUUAGAGGUUUGUGAACCUAACGUUUUCGAUAGCUCUGCCCGCUACUGGAAAAAACUACUGAUGAUUUUAGUGCAAACAUUUUCUCCAUGGCGGCCAUUUUGAAAACUGUCCACCAGAAAAACAAAGCACAAGAUUAAGAAAAUAUAAAUGAUUUCAAAUGUUUCAAUUUGGCACCAAAUAUAUUUAUCUAAUUGGCAGUUUUAUUGCAAACAUUAAUUUUCCAUGACAACCUUGGUAGCCAUUUUGUAAAAUAAAAAAUGUUAGAAAAUGUGAUUUCUAUGGGUCCAUUUGUGCAUGGUUUCACACCAAAAUUAUUUAUCUGUGAUAAAUAUCGACAAAUUUAGUGCAAAAGUACAUUUUCAUUGAUGACAAUGAUGGUGGCCAUUUUGAAUUUUGUGCCCAGUUUGGUUCUUGUAUCCACAUGUGAAAGAUUUUUCUAAAGUGUUCAGUUCUCUGCUGCACUAUAAAAAGUUCUCAUCUACAGACUGUAAAAAAGGAAAGUUACGCUGCAGCUGCUGAAAGAUGUAGAUAAGAGGUUAGAAUAUUUUUUAUUUUCUGUCAGUUAGUAGAAAUUUCUCACCAGUCAUUGGGCUUUUAUUGUUUUAUUGCAAUUUUCUACAUAAAUUCAUCCUUUUUUUAAGAUUUACUGAGAAACAUAACUUCUGUUAAUUCCAGCUUGACCAUAUAUUCAGUAGUUUUCAGUUUUUUAUUUACCUUCCAUAAUGUAUUAACCUUAAAGCUCAAUUCAAAUCCUUAUCCGGUGCUUUGCAUACAUGAUCAACAUGAAGCUAAUUUUACUGCAGAGAAUGUUGUCAAAUCUGUUUUUUAUUGAUCACAUGCAUCCCAUCCUGCACAAAUUCUGAAAAACAAUUUAGCAGAAAUAUAAAUUCAUCUGCUUGUGAAGCUUUAGUCGAUUUUUUGCUCUAUAUUUUGAAACAUUUGCACACGUUUUUUGCUGCUGUGGCUGGAUGACAUAAUUUUACUAGAGGUGUACAAUAUUUUAUAUUUUGGUUGAAUACUAACUAAAUACGGAAACAGCAUCAUUAAUACUGAUACUUUAGGCAUUUUUGUGGAUUUUUCCUUUUAAUUAUUUAGUUCUAACUGUACAAAAUACUCUGAUAUUAACACGAUAAAUAGAAUAAAUUUGUUAAAAGUGCCAUCAUUAAUAAAUACCAACAUGGUGGCCAAUUUUCCAUUAAUUUAUUUUAAAAGCAACUCUAUUAACAGUAAGUUUAAUCUAGAUUUGAAGGAACUCUGUGUUUUGGCUGUUUCGUUUGUAAACCAACAGACCUGUAACUUUACUAAACACAUGGAUAAGUUUCUCUCCAUCUUAUCCGUCCUUUAAAUCUUGAAAUGUUCUUCAGGUGACAGAAGGCCGAUUUUGUAACCGUCUUUGUGUCUCAGAAGGUUCAGGUCCAUUUUAAUAUAACUUUUUGGUUUCAUUUGCUCCACUUUUAAAUCUUAAUUCUGUGCUUUUUCACACCUCACCCAUUCACCACUGCAUGUAGUGGAUGAAUGGAUAAUUUAUUAGUUCCCUGAUUCCUCAGUUUGUUUGGUUUCCUGAAACCAGUUAAUCUUUUCAAUCUGUUCAAGUCAAAUCCACUAUAGAUGUUUUGAUUUUUGUUUAUUUUUGUCACAUCCUGUUUCCUGUUUCUAUUCAGGAUCUUUGUUUUUCCUUAUAGUGUAAUAAAGUCAGUUUGCUUAUCUA
Molecule: messenger RNA, 3429 nt
Organism: Poeciliopsis prolifica (blackstripe livebearer)
Lineage: Eukaryota; Metazoa; Chordata; Actinopteri; Cyprinodontiformes; Poeciliidae
Exons: 2
Coding region: 893-1633 (246 amino acids)
Source: RefSeq, a predicted model, not a curated record